Molecule: messenger RNA, 1209 nt
Organism: Venustampulla echinocandica
Lineage: Eukaryota; Fungi; Ascomycota; Leotiomycetes; Helotiales; Pleuroascaceae
Product: UROD protein
Exons: 4
Coding region: 1-1209 (402 amino acids)
Molecular function (GO): 5-methyltetrahydropteroyltriglutamate-homocysteine S-methyltransferase activity; zinc ion binding
Source: RefSeq, a predicted model, not a curated record
AUGGCCAAAAUCCACCGCAAUCCGCCUUUCCGAGCCGAGCAUUUGGGCUCCUUACUCAGACCCAAGGAAUUUCUCCAAAAGAGGGCUGCUUUCGAGAGCAAGCAAUUGAGUCAAGAGGAACUCACACUAGCCGAAAAUGAAGCCAUCACCAAGGUCGUCAAAGUUCAAACCGACGCUGGAUUCCAUGGUGUAACUGACGGAGAAUAUCGCCGCGCUGUCUUUUGGGGCACCUUCUUCGAGGAGUUGGAAGGCAUGACAGAAAUCAGAAACCCAUCCAUGGAUAUUUUCCGCCCUUAUGUUCCUGAUAUUGCUGGUUUCAUUGAGAAAGGUCACAAGCCGGGCCAAUCAUGUGUGUGCACAGGAAAAAUCCGCCAUAAGGGGAAGAGCACUUUGGUCGAUCAAUUCGAAUACAUGAAGACACUGAUUCCAGAAGAGCGCUGGGGUGAGAUUAAAUUGACCAUGAUUGCACCUCCCUGGUACCAUCUCCGUUAUAAGGACGGGCAAGCAUACCCAAAAGACGUCUAUGCCAACGACGAUGAAUAUUUCUGGGAUAUUGCCCAAGCAGUCAGGGCUGAGUUAGAUAUCCUCUACGCCGCUGGAGUACGAAAUGUCCAAUUUGAUGACCCGAACUUUGCUUACUUCUGUUCCGAGAAAAUGAUCCAAGGGUGGGCAGAGGACAAGUCGAAUACAAAGACUCCAGAUGAAUUAUUAGAUUCAUACAUCAAGUGCUAUAACGACAGCAUCGCGAACCAUACUGAUAAGAUCCACUUUGGCCUUCACAUCUGCAGAGGAAACUUCAUGGGCUCUCGCCAUUUCUCAGAGGGAGGGUAUGAUCGUAUCGCCACCAAACUCUUCCAAGACCUGAAUGUAGCAACUUACUACCUUGAGUACGAUACUCCCAGGGCCGGCGGAUUCGAGCCUCUGCUUCAUCUCCCAGCACACAAGAAUGUCAUCCUGGGUGUAAUUACAUCCAAAUUCCCCGAGCUUGAGGACAAGGAGAAAAUGAAGGAACGACUGAUCGCAGCUGCCGACGUUAUUGCCAAAGGAGCUGGGCAAACUAGAGAGCAAGCUCUAGAGAGAAUGGGAGUUAGCCCACAGUGCGGCUUCGCUAGUCAUGAGGAGGGCAACUUACUUGGCUGGGAGGAUAUGAAGAACAAACUUGCUCUAGUGAGAAGUAUUGCGAAUGAUGUUUGGCCAGGUCAGUCAUAG